Cyprinodon tularosa is the source of this 2329-nucleotide messenger RNA. RefSeq names its product ATP-binding cassette, sub-family E (OABP), member 1 (gene abce1). Gene Ontology annotation, molecular function: ATP binding; ribosomal small subunit binding; iron ion binding. NCBI's taxonomy places the organism in Eukaryota, Metazoa, Chordata, Actinopteri, Cyprinodontiformes, Cyprinodontidae. The transcript is spliced from 19 exons. The record is from RefSeq and is a predicted model, not a curated record. The coding region runs from base 192 to 1991 and encodes 599 amino acids. Gene Ontology annotation, biological process: translational initiation; ribosomal subunit export from nucleus; translational termination.
CCGUCGCAUGAAAAUGUGCAUCCCUCCCGCCAUCUUUCUAGCCGGCUUCACUUGAAACACGUUGCGAGGAAAAAAUACGUUUUACUCCUUAAUAUUUGUUUCUUGUCGUCGGUUCUACUUUAUUUCAAAUCGAGGCGGGUUAGGGGAGCCGAAGAGGGCUCCGCAGACGUCCGUCUUUUCAGCCCUCCAUCAUGGCGGACAAGAACACCAGGAUCGCCAUCGUCAACCAUGACAAAUGCAAACCUAAAAAGUGCCGCCAGGAGUGCAAGAAGAGCUGCCCGGUGGUCCGCAUGGGCAAGCUGUGCAUCGAGGUGACGCCUCAGAGUAAGAUCGUGUGGAUCUCAGAGUCCCUCUGCAUAGGCUGCGGCAUCUGCAUCAAGAAAUGUCCGUUCGGAGCGCUGUCCAUCGUCAACCUUCCCAGCAACCUGGAGAAGGAAACGACUCACAGAUAUUGUGCCAACUCCUUCAAACUGCACAGGCUGCCUAUCCCCAGACCCGGAGAGGUGCUGGGGCUGGUGGGGACCAACGGUAUCGGGAAGUCCACGGCUCUGAAGAUCCUGGCUGGAAAACAGAAACCCAACCUGGGGAAGUUUGAUAACCCUCCAGACUGGCAGGAGAUCCUGACCUACUUCAGAGGUUCAGAGCUGCAGAACUACUUCACCAAAAUCCUUGAGGACGACCUGAGGGCCAUCGUCAAGCCGCAGUACGUCGACCAGAUCCCAAAAACCGUAAAGGGGUCAGUAGGGGCCAUUCUGAGCAGGAAAGACGACACAGACACACGAGACAUCAUCUGUGAUCAGCUAGAUUUGAGUCACCUGCAGGAGAGGAACGUGGAGGAUCUAUCUGGAGGAGAGCUCCAGAGGUUUGCCUGCGCUGUGGUCUGCAUCCAGAGGGCCGACAUCUUCAUGUUUGACGAACCGUCCAGUUACCUGGAUGUUAAACAGCGCCUGAAGGCCGCCAUCACCAUCCGCUCGCUCAUCACCCCCGACAGGUACAUCAUCGUGGUGGAGCACGACCUGAGCGUGUUGGACUACCUGUCUGAUUUCAUCUGCUGCCUCUAUGGAGUCCCCAGCGCCUAUGGAGUGGUCACCAUGCCCUUCAGCGUCAGAGAAGGUAUCAAUAUCUUCUUGGAUGGUUACGUUCCCACAGAGAAUCUCAGGUUUAGAGAAACCUCACUGGUCUUCAAAGUGGCUGAAACUGCCAAUGAGGAAGAGGUGAAGAGGCUCAGGCACUACCAGUACCCAGACAUGGGGAAGACGAUGGGCGAGUUCUCUCUGGACAUCAAAGGAGGGGAGUUCACAGACUCUGAGAUCAUGGUGAUGCUGGGAGAGAACGGGACGGGGAAGACGACCUUCAUCAGGAUGCUGGCUGGAGGACUCAAACCAGAUGGUGGAGGGGACAUUCCCAUCCUGAACGUCAGCUACAAACCUCAGACCAUCAGCCCCAAAUUUAAGGGCAGUGUGAGAGCUCUGCUCCACGAGAAGAUCAGAGAUGCCUACACACACCCGCAGUUCAUCACCGACGUCAUGAAGCCGCUGCAGAUAGAGAGCAUCAUCGACCAGGACGUGCAGAACUUGUCUGGUGGUGAGCUGCAGAGAGUAGCUCUGACUCUAUGUUUGGGGAAGCCAGCCGACGUUUAUUUGAUCGACGAGCCAUCUGCGUACCUGGACUCCGAGCAGAGAUUGAUGGCUGCCCGGGUCAUCAAGAGAUACAUCCUUCACGCCAAGAAGACUGCGUUUGUGGUGGAGCACGACUUCAUCAUGGCGACGUACCUGGCCGACAGGGUCAUCGUAUUCGACGGUAUUCCAUCCAAGAAGACAACUGCUAACACGCCUCAAGGUCUGCUGGCUGGGAUGAACCGCUUCCUGUCCCUGCUGGAGAUCACCUUCAGGAGAGACCCCAAUAACUUCAGACCAAGAAUCAACAAGCUCAACUCCAUCAAGGACACAGAGCAGAAGAAGAGCGGAAACUAUUUCUUCUUGGACGACUAAGCCGCUGUCCUCCCAGGCCACCCGGGACCUCCUGGCUGCAGGCUGACGCCCGUCACUGCGUCGCCUCCAUGUUUACAGCCAGGCUGCGUUCACCAAAUGUGAUUUAUCCAUAAGAAGCAACAAAAAUAAAACGCAUCAGCCUUUCUGUACCGAGCUGCGUUCAGUAUCCAGCGAUGUUGUGACAUGUAAGAUAAACAUGAAGUGCUCUGCGUUGAGUGGGCGUCGGCCCCGACCGUGUGGGCGGAGUUCAUGUGGCAGCAAGGUUGUGGAACAUUCAGCAGCAAAUUUUAUCACUCAUGCAUUUACAAAACAUAAUGAAUAAAUGCUUCCUGAUCCAA